Diaporthe batatas is the source of this 1058-nucleotide messenger RNA. RefSeq lists its product as uncharacterized. The record is from RefSeq and is a predicted model, not a curated record. Lineage: Eukaryota; Fungi; Ascomycota; Sordariomycetes; Diaporthales; Diaporthaceae. Bases 80 to 772 code for a protein of 230 amino acids. The transcript has a single exon.
AGAACAUGUGCGCUUCCAGUAGACCCUGCCAUGCACAAGAUGCUCGUCAGGUCGAAGUUGUCAUCAAGUUGUUCCCAAUAUGAAUCUGAAGAGCCAGCCACCACACCAGAACAAGAUGAGGAACACCCUGAAGAAGAUGUUCGGCAGCCGGCCAAAGUCAGACAUGCCAGUGGCGACGUACUCUCGGACCAAACACCCACUGGCAAACCCGAACAGAUCAUCAGCCCCUCCUGCUUUCACCCGGUCUCACAGCAUGCGCGAGGCGAACACAUAUGUCAUCCCCGACUCCUACUUCAACGAACCACGAUGUCAGACGUCCACACAACAACUACGAAUGCCAGGGCAAGACGACCCGGACUCAUUCCGCCUGGCUUCCCGCACCUAUCAAUUCCGAGCAGCACACCAGUCGCUUAUGGCCAAUUUCCCACAGGCCAGGGUCGUGGACGCCGGACAGUUCCCCGGAAAUAUGGAAUUACUAGAUGGAGUGCGCAAAGAAGACACUCACUUCUUCGUGGCAAUGGAUUCGGAGGACUCGUCGCAGUAUAUCGCAGUCAACCUGGUCAUAUUCAGCGCCGCAGUACCUCCACCACCCGCAUCCACCUGUCCCGAACUGCAGCCAAUAGUGGUUGCACAAGAUGCCUUGGCUCAUCUCUUGAGACAAUGGCAGCGGGGUGGAGUCUCUGAUGGCUUCCUAGCGAUCGUGUCCAUGGGCACAGAAUCGUCUGUACACGUGUUCCGAGCGAAGGAGGGCUUCGUGGAACUGCCCGCAUAAAAGAGAUCUCUUGCUGGGAUCAGAAUCUUUUCGAUGAACGCUGCAUUCGCAGUGGGCGAGCAUAGAAUGCUGAGCACGGAGUUUUGGAGUUUUGAUUUUGGAGAGUGAUGAUUUUAGAUAUAAUUACUACUGGGCGGCAGUCUAGUAGAGAAUAAUGUUGGAGAAGUAAAGAGACGCGCCUUCUCAGGCGCCUAAUUCCAAAGCCAAUGGUUCAUGCUCUGGACAAAGCAGAACCACCUGAUGGCCAUGAUAUCAGUCCUCAACCAAUUAAAGCAGUAAGACACAA